Messenger RNA from Exaiptasia diaphana, 2376 nucleotides. Its product is annotated as tubulin beta chain. Lineage: Eukaryota; Metazoa; Cnidaria; Anthozoa; Actiniaria; Aiptasiidae. Gene Ontology annotation, cellular component: microtubule; cytoplasm. Bases 127 to 1479 code for a protein of 450 amino acids. Gene Ontology annotation, biological process: microtubule cytoskeleton organization; mitotic cell cycle. The transcript has 8 exons. Gene Ontology annotation, molecular function: GTPase activity; structural constituent of cytoskeleton; GTP binding. The record is from RefSeq and is a predicted model, not a curated record.
UGAUUUGAAAUURAARAAGAAGGAUGUCUGAGCUCACAGCAAAACCAAAACACAGACCGCACCCAGGGGAUUUCAAGGAGCGCGCGCUUAAACUCUGUCUUGUUUGGGUGGAUUGUAUUUGAAAACAUGAGAGAAAUUGUACAUGUGCAAGCUGGCCAAUGUGGGAAUCAAAUCGGCGCUAAGUUCUGGGAAGUGAUUUCAGAUGAACAUGGCAUCGACGCUACUGGAAACUACCACGGCGACUCAGACCGUCAGCUCGAAAGAAUCAAUGUUUACUAUAACGAAGCUUCAUCUGGUAAAUACGUCCCGCGUGCUGUACUCGUGGACUUGGAGCCAGGAACAAUGGACUCUGUUCGCGCAAGUCCAUCAGGUCAGACAUUCCGACCAGAUAACUUUGUAUUUGGUCAGAGUGGUGCUGGUAAUAACUGGGCCAAGGGACAUUAUACCGAGGGUGCUGAGCUAGUUGACAGUGUCCUUGAUGUAGUCAGAAAAGAGGCCGAGGGUUGUGACAGCAUGCAGGGCUUUCAGCUUACGCACUCCCUAGGGGGUGGCACUGGGGCUGGUAUGGGGACGCUAUUGAUCUCAAAGAUUCGCGAGGAAUAUCCUGAUAGAAUCAUCAAUUCAUUCAGCGUUGUGCCUUCUCCCAAGGUAUCAGACACAGUGGUCGAGCCGUAUAACGCAACGCUUUCCGUACAUCAAUUGGUGGAGAACACGGACGAAACGUUUUGUAUCGAUAACGAGGCUCUGUAUGACAUUUGCUUCAGGACGUUAAAACUGCGCACGCCCACCUACGGUGACCUGAAUCACUUGGUGUCAGCGACAAUGAGUGGCAUUACGACGUGUUUACGCUUUCCUGGUCAGUUGAACGCCGACCUUCGUAAACUUGCUGUMAACAUGGUACCAUUCCCUCGUCUUCACUUCUUUAUUCCUGGUUUUGCACCGUUGAACAGCCGUACAGCGCAAUCGUUUAGAGCUUUGACUGUCCCUGAAUUAACCCAUCAGAUGUUUGACGCUAAGAAUAUGAUGGCUGCCUGUGAUCCAAGACAUGGACGAUACUUAACAGUGGCGGCCAUUUUCAGAGGAGAAAUGUCCAUGAAGGAGGUUGAUGAGCAAAUGCUUAACGUCCAAAACAGAAAUAGUAGUUAUUUUGUUGAGUGGAUACCUAACAACGUCAAGACCGCAGUCUGCGAUAUUCCACCUCGCGGGCUCAAGAUGUCUGGAACUUUUAUCGGGAAUUCAACAUCCAUUCAAGAGCUUUUCAAGCGAAUUGCCGAACAGUUUACAGCCAUGUUUAGGCGAAAAGCCUUUCUUCAUUGGUACACUGGCGAGGGGAUGGAUGAAAUGGAAUUUACUGAGGCCGAGUCCAAUAUGAACGAUCUGGUGUCCGAAUAUCAGCAGUACGAAGAAGCAACGGUCGAAGACGAAGGAGAAUUYGAUGAUGUACCUGAGAACGAAGAAUACGAAGCUGAAGCUGAAUAAUUAAUGGAAAAGUCAGUCUAAUGACUGAAUUGUAAUUACUGGAUUUAGUGGGCGUUUUUUUACAUGGGAGAGGGCCACAAAACAAUAAAGAGAACAAAAUAAAAGAGUGAUGAUCCACCUCGGGCCACCUGGCUGAGCACCAGCUCUCUCUUCUGAACGACCCCUCAACCCUUAUCUGGUCCAUAAUCAUCUGUAGAAGCAACAUUAAAAAAAAAAAUUAAUAGCACUAUGAAUAAUACCGAUGAUAUGAUAAUGACAAUUUCAAUAUUAGUCACAAUGUUAAUGUAAAAUAACUAUAACAAUACUAUGCAAAAUACUUACCACAGUACGUCAAGUUGAGCAUGAUACGUUCUAUGCUAGUAAGGAAAAGGAUCUAUCCAUUUUCAAUUCUGCAGGAAUAGAUGCCUUUUAUUCACAACUGCGGGCAAUUAUUCCAACGUAUUCUAUACACCCUUUUAAUAAGUCCCGAGGUAUUGUUUUUUCUCCGCACUUGACGUCAAAUUUAUUCUUUUGAAAUUUUUGCAAUACAGAAGGAAUUCAAAAGAAUAAAUUUGACGUCAAGUGCGGAGAACGUAUAAUAACUCGGGACUUAUUAAAAGGGUGUAUACUUGCUCAGCCACUGCCUGUGAAUUGUUUUUCAUGUGAAAAAAUGGAGAACGUAAACGUUGAAUAGAAGCAUCAUACUACCCUGAUGAUCUACACUUUGUGAAAAUGUCCAUGACCAAACAGUAGGUAGUAUUUUUAUUUCUAAAAGGAGUGUUAAUGAAUUUGAUGACUUUUCACAGAUCAUUUUGUUUUCCUGAACUUCCGAUUUACUGAAUCAAACAAUCCAAGUGUAUUYAUUUAACUUCACUCAAGCUUUAUAUUGUCAGAAUUAAACUGUAAUUAAACUCGAAA